Messenger RNA from Paramuricea clavata, 3463 nucleotides. NCBI's taxonomy places the organism in Eukaryota, Metazoa, Cnidaria, Anthozoa, Malacalcyonacea, Plexauridae. The record is from the annotation of a GenBank genome assembly.
AUGCCGGAUCCGGAAUAUAUCCAGUCCACGAAAGAAGGAAUAAUUCUGAUUUACACCUGGAAGAAUGAAGCACUGAUUUUUGGUUCCUUGACAGAAGAUCAAGUCAAACAGGAGGCAAUUCGACAACUCUCAGAAAUCCAUCCGGAAAUCAAGGAGAAAGAUAUGGUUCAAGCUUGUAUUGUCCAUGCUUGGCAUAACAAGCCUUCUUAUCAAGGUGCUUAUGGCCUUUUGAAGACCUCUCAGUUUAAAAAUAUCAGGUAAGACCCAUGGAGAGCAAAAUUAUCUGAUGUUAAUAAAAUGCCAUAGUCUCUCGUUGGUUACUUCGAAAGAGGUAUAUCUUGUAAAAAAGAAGCUUUUAAAAUGAUCACCAUUUUUGUGUUAAGGUGGCUCGAUAUAGUUUUUAACGAUGGAAAAUGCACGAUUUAAAUCCAUAUAGUUCUAGAGAAUAAGUCCAUAUAGUGCCGCCGUUUCUCGCUCGUAUUUAUUUCACACGUGACGAAAAGAACCUCUGGUGGCACGCGAUAUAAAUAUCACUCUCUUUGGUACAAAAUUUGUACCAAGCACAUUGAUUGGUUAGUUAUAAUUAUACAGAAAUAUGUAUUAAACUUGUUAAAAUGCUUCACUUAGUGUGGGUUAUCUGAACUUAUAAAUUUAUUUUGUUCCGGUACGAACUUCUGAGAUAUAAACUCGCUGUUUAAAAAGAUUCUCUGCGCUAGAGAGGAACUGCCAUCGCGGCAGGAUUUGAGUUGAAGGCAUGAUUUUAGUUGACGGAUAACAUGAGUUGACGACAUGGCAUGUUAUAUUUGUAAAGUAUAAAGUUUAAAUAUGUUUGAUGCGAAACCAGGAUUAUUCAUAUUGAGUAUAGACGUACGUUCUCUGGUUAAAAUAUUUAUUUUUCGCAAGCUUUCGACUGUCAGUCUACAGUCUUCAACGGGUAGAUUGUGAAAAAUAAAUAUUUUGAUCAGACAACGUCUAUACUCAAUAAAAAUAUAAAGUGUUGCUUACUAUGAUCGUUCAAGGUUUAAGUUUUGGCUUUGACUUCAAUAGUUAUUAAUGCGAUUUAUUUUUCCAAAUUUUACCGUAGUUGUCCUUUAAAGACAACCAUAUCCUCCGUUGCACGUACAUUAUAUAGAUAUAAAUAUUAUUCUUUCACUUUUGGCUUUUAGAUUUUAUAUACGUUUGCUAGUAAUACAAACGGCAUUCCACAAAUUUAACAAUUGAGAUUGCUUUUCCUAUUUAAUUCUUCAACAGCUGUACGUUGCGAGAAUAAUCUACAUGUUUUAAGGAGUUGUUUAAUAUAGGCCUGCUUAUUUUUUAAACUUUACACAAGGUUGCCAAACACCGAAACACGUCAAGCAGUCAAAGAGAGCUAUUUUAGUAGUAAGACAAACCUGGAAGUUUAAAUACGUCACAAAAUAUGAAACUGGUGCAUGUUCUCAAACGGCAACUCCGCAUAGAAGUGAGAUUCACAUUGCGUACCACCAGAGGUUCCCGCCGUUCCUUUAUACAAAAGACGUAAUUUAUAAUAAGGCGGCACAAGAACCUCUGGAAUCAGGGUAGGAGAAUAACUACAUGUUGAAAAACAAAAAAGUAUGUUACUGAUGUAACACAACAUGUAACGUAAAGAUUUUUUCACAAAAGUUACGCAACUGCGUUGGUAUGCAAAAAUGACGCUUCAAACUAGCGGAUAAUUUAGCUUUAAAACUGUAACUGGUAAACGACAUCGGUGACCCACAGAUUUUAUUUCAUAAGAUAAUUUAUUUUACUGUACUCAAUUAUUUUGACAAUUUAAUUUAAAAAAUUAUAUAGUUUAAAGUGUCAAAAUAAUUGAGUAUACUAAAACAAAUCAUUUCAUGGAAUAAAAUUUUGGGGUCUUCGAUGUUGUUUUCGAGUUAAAGAGACAACUCCAGCUUUUAAUUUAUGCACGCAGGGCUUGAUGGGAAGUAAGGUAUCAUAUUGCUGAUUAUGCUGAAAAUUUAAAAAAAAACUGCCAAGACAACUGAAAUAAUUCAUUAUUAACAAGUAUAAGCUAUCACUCCUUUUGUGAAAAAUUGAGACCUUUAGAUGUUAUUUUACAUUAAUAAGAUACUUUUUGUUUUUCAACAAGUAAUAAUUGUCCAAAAAUACGGAUCUAAAUCGUGAAUUUUCCAUUUUUUAAAAAUUGUAUCGUUAAACCGUUGAAACAAUUUAUUUCUGUUAUUCCAAUUGUUUUUCCUGUUUAAUUAACAAUUAUUCACCGAAGGCGAGGUGAUUAUCGGUGAAUAAAAACCGAGACGAAGUCGAGGUUUUUAUUCACGAUAAUCACCGAGCCUGAGGUGAAUAAUUGUUUUAGUAUAAUUUCAUAGGUGAUUAUUUGGAAAAAAUAAAAAAUACACAUUUCUUCGUCAUUUUAUUGACAAAACGGCUUCGGCCGCCGUUUCGAAAAUCGCUUAGGUGAUUAGGUGAUUAUAACAUUAUAAUCAGCUCAACGGCAACCAAUCAGCGCGGAGAAUUUUCAAUAAUCACCUAUGUAAUUGUACUAAAACUUGAUAAUGUACAUAUUAUAAUAAUCAAUUUCUAUGUAAUGCAUGCUGAGACUACGUUCGCGCACUACACCGGAACGAAAUAUAUACUGUCGGAAGAAUGUAGGCGUGGCCUGAUACUAUAUGCCGUUGCAGUUCGUUUAUACAAAUUAAAUUAACACUCAUGCAUGUAAACCCAAAAUAUUUCAAAUAGAGCAAAGAAAUUUAAACGAAAAGCAUUUGAAUUUACUGUUUUGAGCAGUACAAAAAAGUAACGGCGUUUGCAUUCACAUGAAGCCGCCAAGCGCUCCGUUUUCAUCUCCAGCCAUUGAGAAACCGCGCUCAAUUACUUCCGUGACAAAACUAACACUUGUACAGACAUUUUAAAGGUGAUGUAAAGUCCAUAAUGUAAACAAACGCUUUGUUUACAUUUUGAACUCAUUGCUACAAUUGUAAAAUAUGAUUAGAUAUAUAUUAUACUGAAUUUUUAACAAUCUUCCGGUUCGCUAUGCUUGUAAAUAUGAAUGUAGACUAGAGAUUCAGUUCAAGAAUGUUCGGAAGGUACGAAAUAUUAACAACAUUCCAAAGGUUGCUCCACCACUGAUGAAAUGUGUUGAUGCGCAGAAUAUAUGCGCAGAACGGACUUUACAGCAUUUUUAAGAUUAUUUUUGGGUAGGUCUUGUAAUUUUGAGAACGGGUGUAAUAUUAAUGUACAAACUAAACGAAUAACUGUAAUUGCAUGAGAGAUUGGAUUUUGUGUGCAUCUACAUUUUUUUAUAUUUUUUGCAUUUAGAUACUUGUGGGAACCGAUGGGUAACGUACAUUUCGCUGGAGAAGCCUUAUCAUUUGCUGCUGGUUGGAUUCAAGGUGCCUUGGAAAGUGGCCUCAAAGCCGCAUAUCAAGUUUAUGCCCGUGGCAAGAAGAGAACAACCAGAAAUGCACGAUUACGUUUUCGGAUUUGA